AUGUCUUCCACCUUCCCCUUCUCCCUCAGCAACCUCCCAACCCAACUCUUCAUCAACAACGAAUACACCACCCCCCAGAACCCCACAACCCUAAGCGUCUCCAACCCCACAACAAACACCCUAGUUUCCAAUCGCGUGCCCCUCGCCGGCGAAUCCGACGUCGAGGCCGCCGUCGCCGCAGCAGAAGCCGCCUUCCCAGCAUGGAAAUCCACCCCCGCAGCAACCCGGCGGAGCAUCAUGCUCAAAUUCGCCGCGCUGGUCGAACAGCACUCUGCCAUUCUCGGCGAGCUGACAAGAAUUACCCUGGGAGCUCCCUACGAGGCUUUUGGGAAGUUUGAGAUUAGCCUCUGCGCGCAGAGCUUCGAGUAUAAUGCGGGAUGGAUCGAUAAGUUUGCGGGGGAGGCCUAUCCGCAGCAGGAUGGGUUUAUGCGCAUUACGCGUCAUGAGCCGCUGGGCGUCACGGCUGGUAUCGUCCCCUGGAAUGGGCCGUUGGGCACCGUAGGACUCAAGGCUGCCCCCGCGCUCGCGACAGGGAACUGCUUCAUCCUCAAGCCCUCGGAGAAAACACCCUUUGCCGCGCUCGCCCUCGGCCGUCUAAUCCGCGAGGCAGGCUUCCCACCAGGCGUCUUCCAAGUCCUCUCCGGUGACGGCUCAACAGGCGCGUUACUAGCAAGUCACAUGCGCAUCCGCAAAGUAAGCUUCACCGGCUCAAUCGCGACAGGGAAACGCAUACAAAAGAUGGCCGCGGAAUCGAACCUCAAGCGCGUUACCCUCGAGUUAGGCGGGAAGUCUCCGGCGGUUGUCUUCGACGAUUGUAACCUCGACAACGCGGUGACGUGGUGUGUGAACGCGAUCACGGCGAAUAGCGGGCAGGUGUGCUUUGCUGCGUCGCGGGUGUAUGUCCAGGCGGGGAUCAUGAGUGAGUUUUCGAGACGGUACAAGGCUGCGCUAGAGCAGCGCGCGAAGGCCAUUAAUGACCCUGAAGAGAAGGGGACGCUGAUGGGCCCGCUUGUUGAUGAGGCGCAGUUUAAGCGCGUGCAGGGGUUCGUUGAGCGCGGGACGCAGGCUCAUGCGCUGCUCACUGGUGGGCAGCGAGUCGGCGAGAAGGGCUUUUUCAUCCAGCCGACGGUGUUUACAGACGUCGAGCCAGAUGCGGAACUCUACCGCGAAGAGAUCUUCGGGCCAGUCUCGAUCCUCAACUCCUUCAAGACGGAGGAGGAAGUCCUCGCCAAAGCCAAUGCAACCGAGUAUGGGCUGAUGGCUGGUGUGUUUACGCAGGACAUCAACCGGGCGAUGCGGGUUGCGAGCGAGUUCGAGUCGGGCAUGGUCGGGAUCAACUGCAUCAGUCUGAACUUCUUGAAUGUCCCGUUUGGGGGCUCGAAGCAGAGUGGCCUGGGCCGGGAGUGUGGGAGGGCUGCGUUGGAGCAUUUCACCGAGACCAAGACCGUCAUGAUUAACUUGAGUUAUUGA
This is a messenger RNA of Aspergillus calidoustus, 1470 nucleotides long. NCBI's taxonomy places the organism in Eukaryota, Fungi, Ascomycota, Eurotiomycetes, Eurotiales, Aspergillaceae. The record is from the annotation of a GenBank genome assembly.